AUGAUUCCAGAAUAAACAAAAAGAGUUGUACAAUAUAAGGAUUCUAAAACAACAAUUGGAAUGAAGGUGACUUCAAGCAAUGAGACAUUGUUGAGAUGCCUUUCAUAUGAUAAAAAUAUUCUCUUUGAACCUUACAUGGUUAAUGAAAUCAAAUUGUUGUCCCCAUCUAUCAAUUCAGGAUAUACUGAUGAGUCCUUGAAAAUAAAUAGAACAGCAAAUGUGAAUGACCCUGACUUUAUUAUGAAGAAUCCUGUUUUAGUUGGAUUAGCCAAUACAACAUCUCAAGGAUUUAUGGUUUUAACUAGCAAUCAUUUACUACAUUUAUUUUAACUUGAUUAUUCCCAACUCUCUAAUAAAUUUGCAAUCAAAUCAAAUCAAACAUUCAAUUUUAGUGAUUUGAGACAAACCUAAUAUGAACCAGUUUCACCACAACUAAUUUGGUUUGAUCAGAAAUCCUGUGCUCUAAUAGUAUUUCCAUAAUAAAUUAUCAUUGGAAAAUUGGUCGAUGGCCAAUUCUCAUUCAAGAAUAGCAACAUCUCUAUAUCAAAUGAAGAGGAAUACAUUGGAAUUACCAAACUUCAUAAAGGAUUUGUUUUUGUUGCAAGAGGACGACUAGGAAUCGAUAUCUAUUCCCUCCAUGAUUAAGGACAACUAAUUUUUAUUUCAAAUCUCCAUAAUCAAAUAUCUAAUUAUAUACAAAAUAUGUAUAUCAUAGAUUUCUCUUUUGGGGGAUUCGAUAAUAACUACAUCUUCGUUCUAGAUAAAUUUUAAGGAUUAAUGAUAUUUUCAAUUUCAGAUCAAACCUUCACACUUACUAAAUGGCUAGAUUCCCUAUAAGAAAUCAAAGGAGCAAAACUAAUUAAAACACACAGAAAUGUAGUUAUGAUAAUGGUGGAACACAACUCGUAUAAUCUUAUAUUAGAAUAUUGCAUCUAUUCAUAAGAUUAGAAGCUGUUUUAUAUAAAAACACAUUAUCUAGAUGGGAAAUACUUUGACAUCGAUAUUGAAGAGCAAUUUGCCAUCGUCAGAGGCUACGAUGGACAUAAAAUAAUCUACCACUCAAUACAUGAAGGAUUUCAAGUAAAUUACAAUUCACCUAUUACUGAUGAAUCUUGGGAGGAUGGAACAGAAUUUCAAGAAGAUAUCGAUUAGUAUGCCAUCAUUCCUUAAAUGCAAUCCUUCUAUUUGACUUAGCAUUUACAAUAGAACUUUUUGGUAGCCAUUUCGUUUAGAAGUCUUAUAUUCGUCCGAUUUAUUAGGGUAGAACCAUAUGUAGAAUGCAAAUUGACUAAUUUAUCAACUAAAAAUAGUCAAAUAACAGUAAAUGCUGUGUUGAACUCAACCUGGUGCAAAGAAAAAUUUUAAUAACAAUUAGUAUAUAAUUAAUCGUUCUAUUCCGAUUUGGUGAUGUGUAAAAAAGAGUUGAACUUUUCUAUUAAAGUUAUCAAUACUUUAGAAGAGGAAUAAAACAAUUAUUAUUACAUCGUUAUAAUAGUGAUUACAUCUUUAAUUUUGUUAUGCUUAUUAUUGGUUGCAUUAAGGAUAUUCUUUACCAAAUAUAGAUAGGAUCAAUAAAAUCUUGUGAGUGUUAUCGAUUAAUUAGGAAAGAGAGGAUAUACUGCAGAAAAAUCAUAAGAUUAGAUAUCAGGUUUUUGA
Paramecium tetraurelia is the source of this 1656-nucleotide messenger RNA. RefSeq lists its product as uncharacterized. The record is from RefSeq and is a predicted model, not a curated record. The transcript has 2 exons. Lineage: Eukaryota; Ciliophora; Oligohymenophorea; Peniculida; Parameciidae.